Molecule: messenger RNA, 2231 nt
Organism: Monopterus albus (swamp eel)
Lineage: Eukaryota; Metazoa; Chordata; Actinopteri; Synbranchiformes; Synbranchidae
Gene: dnaja2a
Product: DnaJ heat shock protein family (Hsp40) member A2a
Exons: 9
Coding region: 111-1352 (413 amino acids)
Biological process (GO): response to heat; protein folding
Molecular function (GO): Hsp70 protein binding; ATP binding
Source: RefSeq, a predicted model, not a curated record
UGAACUUCCCGGAAAGAGAGACGCAAGCCGAGCAAAAGAUUAGCAUUUUCCACCGGUUCUUUCUCUUUGUCCAUCCACCUCCCUGCUGAAGCAACAUCUUUACCUACACUAUGGCGAAUGUUGUUGACACAAAAUUAUACGACAUUCUCGGAGUGUCUCCAUCUGCGUCUGAAAGCGAAUUGAAAAAGGCAUACCGGAAGCUGGCAAAAGAAUACCAUCCUGACAAGAACCCAAAUGCUGGUGAUAAGUUUAAAGAAAUCAGCUUUGCCUAUGAGGUGCUGACCAACCCAGAAAAGAAGGAUCUUUAUGAUCGCUAUGGAGAACAAGGCCUGCGGGAAGGCGGUGGGGGCGGCCCGGGUAUGGACGACAUCUUCUCCCACAUCUUUGGUGGUGGGCUCUUUGGCUUCAUGGGUGGUCAGGGUAGUCGCUCCAGGAAUGGAGGCCGGAGAAGAGGAGAGGACAUGGUCCAUUCACUCAAGGUGUCACUGGAGGAUCUCUACAAUGGGAAAACAACUAAACUACAACUUAGCAAGAAUGUACUGUGUAGCACUUGUAAUGGUCAGGGAGGCAAGACGGGUGCUGUACAAAAAUGUACAACGUGUAGGGGGCGUGGCAUGCGCAUCAUGAUCAGACAGCUGGCCCCAGGGAUGGUCCAACAGAUGCAGUCUGUGUGUACUGAUUGUAAUGGUGAAGGUGAAGUUAUCAGUGAAAAAGACCGCUGUAAAAAAUGUGAGGGCAAGAAAGUUGUGAAGGAGGUGAAGAUUCUGGAGGUACACGUGGACAAGGGCAUGAAGCAUGGCCAGAAAAUUACCUUUGGAGGGGAAGCUGACCAGGCACCUGGUAUUGAGCCUGGGGAUAUAGUCCUUGUCCUACAGGAAAAAGACCAUGAGACGUUUAGUCGAGAAGGCAAUGAUCUGUUCAUGAACCAUAAGAUUGGGCUUGUGGAGGCGCUGUGUGGCUUCCAGUUUAUGCUGAAACACUUAGAUGGCAGACAUAUCGUUGUGAAGUCCCCUCCUGGCAAAGUCAUUGAACCAGGUUCAGUCAGGAUCGUGCGAGGAGAGGGCAUGCCACAGUACCGAAACCCCUUUGAGAAGGGAGAUCUGUAUAUCAAGUUUGAUGUCCAGUUCCCAGACAACAACUGGAUCAGCCCUGAGAAACUUGCAGAACUGGAGGACAUGCUGCCCUCACGCUCAGAGCCACCUAUCAUCACUGGAGACACAGAGGAGGUAGACCUGCAGGAUUACGACAUCAGACAGAGCUCGACAUCAAGCGGCCGCAGAGAGGCUUACCAUGACAGCUCCGAUGAAGAGGGCGGCCACCAUGGGCCAGGGGUACAGUGCGCCCACCAGUAAUCUCUUAUUUUAUCACUUGCGAUUCACAUUCUACUGUGGGAGUUCUGGAGUAAACAAGGGUGUAGGUCAGACAGGUAAGGCUUGGUAGUGCCUCAGACACAGAUCAGACAUAGAGCCUGGAAUUGUUGGGGGGCUCUUAUUGACAGUGUGCAUGGAUUAUUAUUGUUAUUAUUAUUAUUAUUAUUAUUAUUAUUAUUAUUGUGAUCUUUGUCUGAGGAACCACCAUUUGAGCAGAUUUAGUCACUUUAAACAGCAUCAGAUAGAGGUGAUAUAAAUUAUUUAAGAUGUAUGAAAACUAAUGGACCCUCCCAGUGAACUCCAUACCCUGCAGAGCUAAGAUCUGGGGUUCAGUGUGAUGACAUGACCCCCCCACCCUUGCAUUCCUGUUACCCCUGUAAAAGUUCAUUCUCCUCUGCUAAUGGGAACUCCAGAUCAAAAAAGGAAUGUCUCUUGUUUGCUGGGUGUGUGACUUGCAUUUUGUUUUCAUAGCAUUUGCAAUAAUUAAUUUAAAUCUAACCAGUGUGCAUACAUAAAGCAGCUGAUCAGUGUGACAUGCAGGUCCUUGGACUCAUGUUCAUGGACUCAUCACUUGGCUCCAUUUGUAAGAUUUGUUUCUGAUUUUAUGGCUUUAUUUUCUUUGUAGAUUUUUACUUGUCUUUUUUUUCUUUAUUUUAAUUCUAACCAGAGCUUGGUUAUUAUGUGUAUCAUUAAACUGGUGUCGGUAAGCUUCAUCAGCUGCUAUAUUCAAAGCUGUGUGUUUAAAAAAAAAAAAGAAAUCAUAAAGGCCUGUAGAUUCUAUCUGUGUUGAUACAAUGUGCAUGUAAAAAGAUUUGGUUCCUGCACUUAGCAAACAUCAGUCAAAUAAAGCAGCACAAGUAA